AUGUCGAAACUCUCCGAACCCUUGAAGCAAUUCAUCAAUGCAGCCCAUGCGAGACCCAACACGAUCCCCGCGCCUAAGAAUGUCGCGUCAGUGUAUGAGCGAAUAGCAAGUGAGGCUUCAGGAAAGAAAGUUGGGCUGCCAGCUUGGCUAUCUGCCUCGGUGUGUGAUGAAAACAACCCAUUGCAUGUAUCGACCAGCCAGAUGCUAACGAACGCCCUUCCAGACAGCGGCAACGAUGACCAUGAACUCCCCAGAAUCGCUCCUGGAACUCCAUCGUCUGGCAACGUCAUCAGCGCAUUCAAUCCAAGGCGUGAAGAACCAAGGCCUCUACGCCGCAGAGCUGAUGCGAGAAAUCGGACUCAAAUGUAUCGGGUUCAAUGGAGUCAGUCGACCUGAACACAAUAAUGCCGCCAAUGCCUGCUAAACAAAACACACGCACACAGGUCCCACGCACAAUCAACGUCCUCGGGGCUUUCUAUGGCGGCCUACCCUCAGACAUCCAAUCCGCUCUCAAAGAACGGAAACCCAGACGACAUCUCUCGAAAGCUACCAUCGAAGAAACUCUAGCCCGAGGAAAUGCUCUCUGGGAUAGCAUCUACCACCCGUUCUCCGACAAAUUGACCGCGAAACUGGCACAGUCACAUCCAGACUUACCAGUGCAUAUCAUCGAGGCGGAAUAUGGUUGUCUGUUCUCUGACCCGCCCACGCCGAAAGACCCGGAGAGACCGGGUGUUGGGCGGGCUCUUACGUCGAUCAUUGCUGUUGCUUGUCUCAGAUCGCAGAGUGGUGUGGGGCCUCAGGUUGUCAGUCACGUCUUUGGUCUAAGGAAAGCGUUUGAAGAUGGCAGCGCCGAGCCGGAGGAGGAGAUUCAGGGUGGCAAGUGGCUUGCGAGCAACGAGGGGAGUCUGUGGCUGUUGGAGCAGGUAGACAGCAUCGUCCAUGCAUUGGGUCAGGGAAGGGGGACGACUUUCGCGCCUGGAUUUGACAGUGCCCCAAAGGCAAAGCUUUGA
Molecule: messenger RNA, 1010 nt
Organism: Lecanosticta acicola
Lineage: Eukaryota; Fungi; Ascomycota; Dothideomycetes; Mycosphaerellales; Mycosphaerellaceae
Source: the annotation of a GenBank genome assembly